Molecule: messenger RNA, 2523 nt
Organism: Psilocybe cubensis
Lineage: Eukaryota; Fungi; Basidiomycota; Agaricomycetes; Agaricales; Agrocybaceae
Exons: 4
Coding region: 1-2523 (840 amino acids)
Source: RefSeq, a predicted model, not a curated record
AUGACAAUCCGAUUCACAUCGUAUAUAUAUAAGUUAGUCAAGGUCUCCUCAAGCCUCACUCCCCGCUUGGGCUUUGUGUUACAUCAGGCUCUCCAAAGUUUCAUCGGCAUCAUGGAUCAUAAACAAUCUCAGGUCACUUCCGCCAAAUCAGUCGAACUUCUUAAGGAGCAGCAAAAUCGUAACAUCAGCGAUGGUGCGGAUGAUGUGAAAGAAGAAGAACACUCAAACUCCCAACCUAUAUCGUCCGAUUUCUAUGUCCCACCCCGAGAGCGGUUGGAUCGCUUUCUCAAAUCCCCCCAGACGCCAUUUAAAGCCUCGAAAAAUGCAUCACGCUCAACAGCAUCGCGAAAGGCUAGCUUUUUUGAUCUACAUCUUCACCCCGAGCUACAAUUGCGCAGAAUUAUUCCAGUGAAAGAUCUUCCUGAAAAGGUGUCUUCUGUAUGCGACGACUGGAUUUCUACACAUUUACUUUUCACGUCAACCAAAGACGACUUCCCUAUAAACAAUACAGGCGAUCUUGACAAUGGGAAAUUGGCAUCAGACCAAACCUCCCAGGAGAAGUCCAUUAAGAACGAAAACGCCCUGGCGGCGUCAUACGGCUCUAAAUUCGGAACCCCAUUGGCUUUGCUUUCUUCCAACCUGAUAUUCAAGCCCUCUAAAUGGACAAAGAUAUUCGAGUUUGAAUUGUCACCAAGGGAGCGGCACGCUGGAAAAAAAUUUGCCACUCCAGACGGUUUCUUGUGCAUUUCGCGUCAACUUGAGGAUGAACAGGCUGAAGCUCUCAAAUCCCUUUGUGCGAACGACCAAAAAGAUAUUCAAUUAAUCACAAAGCACAACUUGCAUCACAUGAUGCUCUGGGAGUUCAAAAGCCUCUACGCGGGUUCCAGGCAAACGUUGGACAAGUUUUCCAAACUGGCAGGGGAUUUUAAAUGGCCGACGUGUAGCAGAGAAAGGAAAGAGCACUGCAAGGAUAGCAGGCAUGAUCGAGAUGGGCGUCGCACUUCCACAGGUCGUAAGGUUGGGUUUGACUCUCGGGACGUCAAAAUCAUCAACGAGAUAUAUGAGUCUGUUUAUGUUCCAGACCCAGUAAAUGAAGACCAGGAGUCAGACGAGGAGUCAGACUCGUCUGGUUCAGACAUGGAUGAUAGUUCUGAUGGCCAUAAUGCGGGUGGUAGUGGCACCAGAUAUCAUCGUCCAACUACGUACGACGAUAUGGAUACAGAGCCAGAUACAAACCCAUACCCGGACGCAGAUGAUGUAGUCGAUCAUAAUCCCACUUGGACGAAUCCCUUCGGGCCAGAGUCUACUCCAGUAGAGAAUAUUUCCAUUGCCAUGACUUCAUCCAAAGCUACCGCCAAAAAAAAGACCGUCAUUCAAACCAACAGGAAGAAACGAGCAUCAAAGACAUUUAAACCGAUAACGUCCUCGAAAAAAAUUUCCAAAAAGAAAAAAAAGGAACAGUAUGACAAAAGACCUCCGAAGCCGCGAGAUAUGAUUAUACAGAUUUGGUCAGCGAUGGUGAAGUUUGACGCUACAAUUCUCAUUCUCAACGCGGGAAACUACGAAAUCAUCUUCAUCCGCAACAGAGCCAGAAAUACUCUAUUCAUGUCGGAUGUAUUUAAGGUUGACGACCUCCUUUACAGGAAGACGCAAAUCAGCUUGCAUGGUUUGGCGUUUUAUGAUGCUCGCGAUCGGUCGCAUCAGCUGGAGGCACUAGAAACAACACCUGACCCCAUUUUCCCUCCAUCAUAUCACCUCCAAAUUGACUUUGAUCCUUACCCGCCGGUUCAUCCAGCAGCAGCAGGGCUGUCGCAGGCAGCGGAAGCUCAGCUGACAUUGGAGGAUGUUGUUUAUGAUUUUGAAAACAAAGUUGUAUUCAACGUGCUUCUUCCAAAGAUUCUUUCUGGCAAAGCAUCCAUGGAGGAUCCGUACGACAAAUGCAUGUUGAGAGAUCACAAGUCGACGCCGCCAUCUCAGUUAGAGUCGAAGUGGAUCUUGGAACUUGGCGAUAAAAUAACCGACAAGGUUUAUCCUGUUGUCGUUAGGAAUGGAAGUGCCAGCUUUUCCAACAAAUUUGUUGUAAAGGUGACUCAGAACAAAUAUGAGUACAAAACGUUGAAGUACGAGCUCCAAAUCCAUCGUCGAGUCGAAACCACCAGCUUUGGGGUCAAAGUCUUUGGAAUAUUAGAGGUUCCCAAUUCGAACGUACGCAUGAUGUUAAUGAAUGACGCUGGCGUUUCGUACGACGACCUCCGGCAUAAGAGGAUGUUCACAUUUGCAAAAAAGCACCGAAACUGUUAUGUUGAAGCAAUCAACGCAUUACACGAACAACGACUUCUUCACGGAAACCCGAAAUCGGGACAUUUUUUGAUCUCCAAGGUCGAAGAUGGGACCGCUCGUGUAUCUAUCGUUAGCUAUAAGCCUCAAUCAGGCUCCUUCAACAACAACGAGGAAGACGAAGCCACAAUUUUUGGCAGAGCGAAGGAAGAUGAGUUGAAAUUAUUUGACAAGUUUUGGAUUUAA